AUGUUGAAUUUUUACUCAAUAAGGUUCGAGCCCACAAAGUCGACGAAGGGCGCUAGCAAGAUGCGCAGAGACCUCAUAAACGCGGAAAUCUCUAACUUGCGCGACCUGCUACCUCUACCGCCCUCCACGAGGCAGCGGCUCUCACAGCUGCAGCUUAUGGCCCUCGUCUGCGUGUACGUCAGGAAAAUGAACUAUUUCCAGCAAGUGUUCAAAAGUCACGACUUCAGCUAUCAGUAUCAAGAGCAAGCGAGUCCCACACCUAAUAUCGGAUUUUCAAAGGCAAUGAACGGUUUUAUGAUGAUGAUGACACAGAACGGGAAACUACUGUAUAUAUCGGAGAACGCCGCGGAAUACUUAGGACACUCAAUGGAAGACUUAUUAAUACAUGGCGAUAGUGUUUACGACAUUAUAGACAGACAGGACCACCAAACUGUCCAAGUCGAGUUGAAUAGAGGCAGCAAUGGCGAGACUGAAAACGUACCAAAGAGUAGACAUUUCUUCUGUAGGAUGAACGUUUCAAGAAACGCUAGGCGUCAGAUGAGAUUUGGCGACCAAAAAGUAGUUCUUGUAAGAGGCCACUACGUGUCGUACCUGCCGCUAUGUAGUCGAAAUGAACCAGUGUUCCUAGCUGUUUGCACACCCCUCGCCAUGCCGGAGACCAGGGAGUGCGUAGUCAACGGUGCAACCAACGUCUUUACAACCGUCCACUCCAUGGACAUGAAGAUCCUACACAUCGACGCUAACGGAGAGUGGUAUCUAGGUUGGAAGAAAACGGAACUAGCGGAUGUAUCGUGGUAUCAAAUACUUCAUUACGACAGUUUACGAGAAGCGCAAACGAAACACAGAUUAAUAACACAGUCGGAGCAGGACAAAUGCUGUAUAUUGCUCGUGAAGCUGCAGCAAAGGAGCGGCCAAUUCCUGUGGGUGCACGUCGUGCUGCAAGUGAAGGAUGCAGCUGACACGCCCCGGCAGUUCAUUGUCGCUACUAAUCAGAUCCUUAGUGAAGAAGAAGCUGCCAUAAUGCUGGCCAACUCCUGGCUGUACCAGUACUACGGCUACCAGAACCAGCCCUGCGGCAUGAUAGACCCUCGCUGCCAGAAGUUCUUCAGGCGGGACCAAUGUUACCAAGAGCCGUACCAAGAGGGGUAUCCGUACAUAGAGAACACAGAAGUAGACUACACGGGGUAUCACGUUUCUUCGUACGUGACCCACAAGCCUGAAGAAUAUGGAUGCGAAAGAAUAUACACUGACAGAGGUCCCGUCGAUUACUCAACCCACUCCCCUCAAUCGACGAUUAGUGAAGAGAGAUCACCCCACCACUAUGAGGUGGCAUCGGACAUCAUCGUUAACAGCAACAUGUACAUGUACCCUCAUCAAGGGAAAAGGGAAUACUAUGAGCAAUACCAGAGGGUGAAUUAUACCAACCAGGAUAUAUGUUCGACAGGAACCAUCGAAAGUAUGGACUACCCAGCGGCGAAGCGUAUGCGACUGGCGCCUACUGUCACCCUCGAUGGCACUGACGGCAUGGAGAGGUGGAACCCUAGCCCACCGUGGUCUGACACAACCCUAAAGCUGACAGACUACGGGCAAAGGUUCGCAUACAACAUGCUACCGAUGCCGCCGGAAAGAGCGAUGGUCACC
Messenger RNA from Iphiclides podalirius (scarce swallowtail), 1641 nucleotides. The record is from the annotation of a GenBank genome assembly. Lineage: Eukaryota; Metazoa; Arthropoda; Insecta; Lepidoptera; Papilionidae.